AAAACUUCAAGCACUAUCAGUGACAUCACUUGAGUGGAUAUUUUUAACAGGAAAUCCAGGGAUUUGAAGCUGUCUCGUGUAGCAAGAAAUCGAAGUGCCGGUGUCAAACGAACUUUAGUAGGUAUAGCUUCCCUGCAAAACGUAACUUUUUUGAUUUUGGGUUCGAUCAUUUGAAGACGUAGUUCGAAAUCUGUCGUUGACAUACGACUGAAGUUACCAAAUUGCCCUGAGGGUUCAUGCAUGAAAUGGCCUAAUAAUUGACAUCUGUCAUGCCUGCAACAAUAAUUAUAAAUAAAAUUAAGCUUGUAGAAUUUUUACUAUGGUAACUGACAACUUAUGCCUCACUUCACACUUACUGAUUUCAUUAUGACAGGUAUGUGUGAAGUGAUAUAGCCCACCAUCUUCUUUCACGUGGUUUCCUUCUUUUUUUAUAUUGACGAAAUGUACUCUCAAAACCGCAAAUGCUCCGGCCGCGAUCUGUGUGUCAGACAUUUUGACGUUGCCCCUGUACUUAUUGAACUGAAUGUUGGCUCCAAUGUGUAGGCCCUAUCCUAUAAAUAUUCGCCACUGCUGGCUGAGAUGUGUGAACGAAGAGCUACACAUACGCCGAGCGGCCAAGGAGGCUGUAACGGAGCGAACAAAUACGUUCCAUGUAAAGGAAACGGCGCUUGAUUGAACACCAAGUUCUAACCUUGAUUCUAAACUCUUUGAAUAAAUAUGCCGAUACGAGUAGUGAGUGCAUCUUUGAGUUAUAAAGUAUAAACAAACAAAUAGGUAAACACGAGUUACAGGACGUGUGUGUUGUUAGCAAAAAUGAGGAGGAACAGUGUUUGUUGUUUUGUGAUUAUGCUGAUUUGUGUAAAUGAAUCAUUAUUGACAGAUAUUUUGUCGCAUCAUUCUUAAGUCGAUGACAGUGUAAAAUACAUUCGUUUGGGCGACAACCAUCGUGAAGUUUCAACUAAAUAUUACUUAUAUCAGUGGAAGGUAAAUAGGAGUGUAGGUAUUUACUUCUAACUAACUUUACGCGUUAGAGCCUUUGUCCGUCUUGUGUAUGUUGACACGUAGGGAUUUGAGAAGAUAGUGCGUGUCCCUACAGUUACUUUCCACCUGAUGCUCAUCGUUAAUUUGCAAGUAAAUGACGACUUUAUGUCCAGUAUUGCUGUCAUCUCUCACCAUAAGUAAAUGAUAUUUAAGUGUUCAAGAGGACUCCAUAGACAAGCAGUGUGGUAGUUUGCAAUACACCACUUUGACCGUCGCACUGUGUGUAGAAUUAACUACAAUCAACAUGGAUGGCACAGCUAAGAAAAUAUCUUUCGGAUUUUCAAAAUUUCAAAAACCGUCAGCGCUGAGCAAACCGAAGUUUCAGAAAUCCGAAGACAAAGUAGAGUAUAUUGAUUGUUUAGAAAGUAAAACGAUCAAAGUGAAAAGUGGUACAGGGCAGUCAAGUGACGUCGAUGAUGUAGAAAACGAUAAAAAUGAAGUGAAAGUCAUUCCACUUCGAAAAAACACCAUCCGGUUAUUCCCAAAACAAGAAGGAGGUGAGAAGGUGCCCAUUGAUGACUCAUUGGAAAGUAUAGCGGCAAGGGAGAUUUUAGAAGAGUCAAAGGGAAAGCAGAAGGAAGCAGCUCCUUCUACUCUUGUAAUCGAUCAAAAGGAGCAAGAGACUGCUGACCUCCAGAAAGAGCCUACUUUGGAAGAUUAUGAAUCUGUACCUGUUUCCAGUUUCGGCAUGGCAAUGUUAAGAGGAAUGGGUUGGGAUCCUAAUAAAGGUGUUGGAAAGAAUGAAAAGCAGGUUAAAUUAUUUGAACCAACUCUUAGACCAAAAGGACUUGGACUUGGAGCAGGGAAACAGACUGGAAGCAAUGGUGAUGGUGAAGAUAAUAAGGUGGAGUUAGGUUGCCAUGUUAAAAUUUUGAGUAAAACAAAUGCUGAUGUCACUGGAGAGGUUGUGUCAUUUGAUGAAGAUUCUGGAAGAUUAGUAGUAAAAACAUCUGAUGGAGCAUUUGUAUCUGUCCAUGAGAUGAUGGUGAAGGUUAUAAAGAAGAAAAGCAGCAAUGAUGCCAGUUCCGGUAAGAGGUCUUACGAGAAUAAUUCAGCAACCACAAAGAAGCACAAAUAUAGGUAGCAACACCUGUCGUGAAGUGAAGAAAAUACAGUGACUACUUGUGUCCAUUAAACAAAUGACUUCAGAAAUUGGAAGAACUAAAUUUAUUCAAGUUUCCCCAGGGUUUUAUUGACAAAGACUUAAGUAAUUGUAAUAUAGGUUUUACUGUAAUUUUACACAAAUUUUUGUCUUAUUUCAGAAUAAAAAUGGAACUACUUUUAUACAUGAAA
Molecule: messenger RNA, 2334 nt
Organism: Schistocerca gregaria
Lineage: Eukaryota; Metazoa; Arthropoda; Insecta; Orthoptera; Acrididae
Product: G-patch domain and KOW motifs-containing protein-like
Exons: 7
Coding region: 1286-2125 (279 amino acids)
Biological process (GO): mRNA splicing, via spliceosome
Cellular component (GO): spliceosomal complex
Molecular function (GO): nucleic acid binding
Source: RefSeq, a predicted model, not a curated record